This is a messenger RNA of Nakaseomyces glabratus, 2241 nucleotides long. It is a transcript of the gene EMC1, whose product is annotated as Emc1p. Gene Ontology annotation, cellular component: EMC complex. The record is from RefSeq and is a predicted model, not a curated record. Gene Ontology annotation, biological process: protein folding in endoplasmic reticulum. Lineage: Eukaryota; Fungi; Ascomycota; Saccharomycetes; Saccharomycetales; Saccharomycetaceae.
AUGGCCGAUAUCAUUGGGUAUCUCUUCUUUCUUUUAGCGCUAAUUAAACCACUAAAUGCCGUCUUUUCAGAUGAGGCCUAUAUUGUGGAUUGGCAAUUACAGAACUUAGGCUCAGCAUAUAAAUGUGUUAUGGCUGAUGAGGAAAGCAAUCAUUUAGCAAUUGUGUCCGAAUGGAGGGAUCAAUCGCUUUUAAGUUUCCUUGACAAAAACAGUGGAUCGAUCAUAUUUAGGGAAUUGCUUCCAUAUCAUAUCCAAGAUGUCAUGCAUAUAGGAGAUGAAAUUUACUUAUUAAAUGAGGACGGAAUAGUGGAUGUCUACGAUAGUCAACAUGGUUUCAAGAAGGAAGUCGGUGUUGAAGUGAAAGAAUUCCAAUCCUCGUGUAAUCCUAACUUAAAGAAUGUCAAAGUAGAGAAGUCUGAGGUUAGAAUAGUGGAUGAAAAAUCGAGCAUGGACGUAUUUAAGUUUGAAUUAGAUGAAAACUUUGAAAAGAUUCUAUUUUUUAACUCAGAUUAUGCAACAAAAAUGGAAGUUCUGGUGAAAUAUAGCGGAAACCGCUUUGCGUUCUACAAUUAUCUGAAUGACACCAUCAGUAAAAGGUGGACUAGAGAUGAAUCCUUAAGUACUAUUGUUGAUCAAGUUAUUCUAGAUGUUGCAGAUGAGUCCCUUGAGCCAACAGAACAUGAAAUAUCUGUUGAAACGUCUAUUCCUCAAGUAUGGAAGGCAUACUUGUACAGGUUAAGCACCAAUUCUGAACGCUUUAUCAAAUAUCUUGAAAGGUUCAAUUAUAACCCUGGAAAGAUUAUUACUAACUUGCUUGGAAUGGAUGCAGAUGCAGAAGACUUGGCUACAAUUCAGGAUCAGAAUAUGAGAUUUGGAUAUUUGAAACAACUUAUAGUGAUAACUGACAAUGGCGCGUUGCAGGCACUAGACAUGUUAAACAAAGGUGCAGUUAAAUGGAGUAUAACCACAGGAAUCAAUAAUCCUAUUAGAAUUUUCUUCAGUGAUGCCUUUAGAGAUCUGACUGUCUUUGGCAAAGAUGGUUCAUACAAAAUUUACAAAGUAGACAACUCAUUGCAUAUUAAGGAAUCUAUAAGUGGAUCAAUUGGCUCCCCCAUUGAGUCUGUUCAGCCCUUUUUAGUGGAUAAUUCAACAGACAAAUUUGUUGUUAAAUUUACCAACGGUUCAAAGAAAGUUAUUUCCACUACUGAGAAACGUAUCUCAUUAGAUGGCAAUCCAGUUUUCAUUACAGAUCACACCAAAUUCACAGUUGAGGGAUUCGCUGUGGAUAAAGAUGGUAAUGCAAAGUCAACAUGGAAAUAUAAGGUUCAACCUGACGAAGAAAUUGUAUCUUUUAGACAACGUGAGUCUAAGAGAACUGUCAAUGUAGGAACGGUACUGGGUUCAAGGGAUGUUCUGUACAAAUAUUUAUAUCCCAACUUAGCUGCCUUUGCGAUUGUCAACAAGCAAAGUCAAAAACUAACGACAAAUUUAAUGGAUACGGUAACAGGGCAAAUAUUGCAUUCACAAUUUCAUGAUGAUAAAAUGGAUACUGAUUUUCCGGUCAAUAUAAUAUUUGGUGAAAACUGGUAUAUUUACAGUUAUUUCAGCAUGGCUCCACUGCCAGAACAGAAGAUCGGUGUAGUGGAACUCUAUGAAUCGCUGACACCAAAUCAAAAGUUCUCUAACAAUACUGGGUUGACUGAAGCAAUGGCUGGUGUUCACAAACCAGCCGCGAUUGCUAAUACAUUUUAUUUUCCUGACAUUAUUAAAAGAUUAGAACUGUCAGAAACCAAGUAUGAUAUUACUACUAAAGCUGUUAUUAUUGUUCUUGAAAAUGGCCAAAUUACAUAUGUCCCUAAAUUUCUUUUGAAUGCUAGAAGAGUCGAAGAAUCUAAAAUGUCGGAUGAUGACAAGAAAGAAUUCAUGGCAACUCCUUAUGUUCCAGGUAUUCCAUUAACAGACAAUUUAAUUCUAUCACAUUAUAGAGAUGUCAUCUUAGGUGAAGAAAUAAAGAUUGUCUCUUCUGCAACCAAUUUGGAAUCUACUUCAAACGUUUGUGCCAUUGGUCUUGACGUUUUCUGUACUAGAAUAACGCCAUCUGGUCAAUUCGAUGUCAUGAGCCCAGGAUUCGAAAAAGGAACUUUGUUGACUACAAUUGGUGUUUUGUUUCUCAUAUGUGUGGCUUUACGUCCAUAUGGUGCUUCAAAGAAAUUGAAAGCGAUUUGGACAGUUAGAGACUAA